CAACAGAACAUUACCAUCGACACAUUUCCACACACUUCUACGACAAACUCUUAUGUUUGCAACACUUGUGGAAAAAUAUUUCUACAAAAACAUUGUUUGAUUGACCAUUUCAAAGUGCAUUUGCGUGGAAAGCAACUGUCAUAUUACAAACACAAACUGCCGCCCCAGAGGUCUAAGCCAUCGAGGACUUUGAAGCUCAAAGGAACAAAACCAGAAACAUGCGAAACGUGUAAAAAAGUGUUUAGCAAACCGAAUAAAUUGAAACGACAUCAACUUAUUCACACUGGUGAAAAACCAUAUUGUUGCGAAAUAUGUCAAAAAAGGUUUACGACUAAAAAUAAUUUAGAUAUACAUAAGCGGACCCAUACUCGAGAACAGCCUUAUUCUUGCGAUGUAUGUCAAAAGAAAUUUUCACAAUCCAGCGCUUUAAGGACGCAUAGACGAGUACACACUGGUGAAAAACCAUACUUUUGCAAGUUAUGUAACAAAGCUUUCACGCAAUCGGGGCAUUUAAAGGCACAUGAAAGAAUUCACACAGGGUUCAAACCGCACUCCUGUCCAAUUUGUAUGAAACAGUUUGCCGAAAACAGCAAGUUAGAGUUGCAUAAACUAAUACACACAGGAGCCAAACCGCGUUCAUGCGAAAUAUGCGGGAAAAAAUUCAGGCAAAUAGCUCAUUUAAAUCGACAUCAACUCUCACACACGGGCGAGAGACCAUAUUUCUGUGAAAUAUGCGAAAAGAGAUUUGGCGACAGUAGUCAGUUGAGACAACAUAAACUAAUACACAAGGGAAAUGAAAUAUGUAAGAAGCAGUUCAGUGGAUCCGAUAAUUUAAAGAAACACAUAAGAAUUCACACAGGCGAAAAGCCUUAUUCCUGUGAAAUAUGUAAAAAACGCUGUUCGGAAAAGGGUUCCUUAAAGAUACACAUGCGAACCCACACUGGAGAGAAACCUUUCUUUUGUGAAAUAUGUCCAGAGCGGUUUGCCUACACCAGUAGUUUACAGGCACAUAUGCGAUAUCAUACGCAGGAAAUGUUUUCUUGUGGAACCUGUUCGAAGCAAUUUUCUACAUCGAGGGAUUUGAAAAGACAUGAAAAAAUACACACAGGAGAGAAACGAUACUCAUGUGAUGUAUGUACACGAAUAUUUCAUGACAGACAUUCUUUAGUGAGACAUAUCCGCGCCCAUGAGCAUUCCUUCGGGAAGAAAAAACGAUCAUAAAGUACAAUUAUUCUUUUCAUAAC
Molecule: messenger RNA, 1244 nt
Organism: Cydia amplana
Lineage: Eukaryota; Metazoa; Arthropoda; Insecta; Lepidoptera; Tortricidae
Product: zinc finger protein 226-like
Exons: 1
Biological process (GO): regulation of transcription by RNA polymerase II
Cellular component (GO): nucleus
Molecular function (GO): DNA-binding transcription factor activity, RNA polymerase II-specific; RNA polymerase II transcription regulatory region sequence-specific DNA binding
Source: RefSeq, a predicted model, not a curated record